UUUCAGCCGGUGUCUGUGUUACGCGGCCGCUUAAUGAUAUUUAAUUACCGGCGUUGUCAAAGUGCCAGUUCGGCAUUUUUAUUUCGACACAGUACAUGCUUCUUCUCUGCAAUUAUUUAAUCCUCAACGUAGCCAAUUUUGACAGCCUUAUUAUAAUAAUAAUUUAUUCUAAUAAUUUCUUGGUUAUAUAUUUAUUUCGGCUGUUAAUUUAAUAUUUUUAAAUUAUUAUGGAUCAAUUACGCGGACCGGUGGAUCGUCUGAGUUUCGCGCUGUACCGUAUAGCCGCCGAUUAUUUGGAGGACGCGGAGGGCCCCGAUAAGAACUUCGUGGUGGGGUCCUUCGCGGCGGCUUCCGCGGCCGGUCUGAUUUACGUGGGAUCCGGCGGGAAGACGCUGGAUAGACUUCACCGCAUUCUGCAUUUUGACCGGCUGUUCGACCAGCGCUGCACACCGGAACUCAUCACUAUCGCCUUCCGCCAGGCGGUGGCUUAUCUCACCAAACGCCCCGAUCAGCAUUUCCCGCUAAGGGAGGACUGGAAGCAAUCGGAUUUCCAGCUCGUCCUGGCCCAUCGCGCCUUCUUCCGGCAGGGCCUGCAGAUCCGCAGCCAGUUCCAGACGGCCUCGCGCGCCUUCAACCUGGGGAUUGCCGAGAUCGAGGCGCUCUCUAGUACCGGCACCGGCACUACCGAUCUGGAAGCGCUGCGCCGCGACAUUAACGACUGGGUGGAGCGCAACACCGGCGGCCACUUCCGGGAGGCUCUCCAGCGGCUGGAAUUAGCCGGGCAGCGCGACGCCCUGACCCACAUGUUCCUCCUGAGCGUGACCUCCCUCCGCGGGCGGUGGGCGGAAGUCUUCUCCCGUCACGAAACCAAGACCGGCGUCUUCCACAAUUAUCAAGGCAAAAAACAGACGACGCGUUUUCUCUGCGCCCCGGAUAUCCACCUGCCGUGCGGCGUGGACAACCGCAGCUCGUAUAAAUAUUUAGAAAUACCGUAUGCCAACAACGAGGCGUCGCUGUGUAUUGUCCUACCGCUGGAGCAUCGCGGCUACCGCCCCACGCUGCUGGAACUGAUGCGCGAGUGGAAGUUUCAGAGUUUUAAGCAGAUGAGCGUGCAGAAACAUAUGCGCCGGGUCAAUUUGAAGCUGCCGGUGUUCGCCAUUGAGAACACGUUCGAUCUGAAGGAUUUCUUCACGAAAGUCGGCGUGGAGAAAGAGGGGGAUGCGGAUUAUUCCAAUAUGCUAGAGGAACCGGUGGAGGAUUUCCGUCUGACCGGUGCUUUCCAUAAAUGCUCAUUUAGUAUCGAUGAACAGGGAUCCAACGCCGAGCACUUCGAAGAGUCAGACGCAGCACGGCGGCACGAGGAUACCGUCUCAGUGAGCGGCUCGGUGGCGGCGUCCCUGAGCAAGGCCAAGUUGGCGCCCCGGGACAUCCAGGACUUCCACGUGACGCACCCCUUCAUGUUCUUCGUACGGCACAAUCUCAGCGGCGUGGUGCUGUUCAUCGGGCGCGUCCUGGACCUGUCCCCGCCCCCGACCACCCUGCAGCUGACGGCGGACGGGCAGCCGCGCAAGGCUUCGCAGAUACCGCUGUUCCGUAAGGGCGCCGCGCAGCUAUCGCGGCAGUGGAUGCUCCGAGAGGAAAACCGAGAAGCCAGGAAACGGACGACGACGUUCUAACUGUAACCUGGCGCUGCUGUGUGCUUCCCUGUAGGAUAGUCACAGAAAUGACAGAAUAAUGAUACACAAUACAGAGUGUUAUGGCUACGGCAGGUUUUAGUGAAUUCCGGCGGAAACAGGUAGUUUCUCUGUACUCAGACGCACUUUUUUCUGCGAUUCAACGAGUUUUCGCUCAGUUGUGCCUGUUGUUUGUGUUGAUAUCAGAAUGCUGUUUAACAAAGCUUGGAA
Paramacrobiotus metropolitanus is the source of this 1904-nucleotide messenger RNA. RefSeq names its product leukocyte elastase inhibitor-like. The record is from RefSeq and is a predicted model, not a curated record. NCBI's taxonomy places the organism in Eukaryota, Metazoa, Tardigrada, Eutardigrada, Parachela, Macrobiotidae. The transcript is spliced from 4 exons. Gene Ontology annotation, molecular function: serine-type endopeptidase inhibitor activity. The coding region runs from base 228 to 1676 and encodes 482 amino acids.